Messenger RNA from Octodon degus (degu), 14437 nucleotides. RefSeq names its product FAT atypical cadherin 1 (gene Fat1). Gene Ontology annotation, molecular function: calcium ion binding. Gene Ontology annotation, biological process: homophilic cell-cell adhesion. Gene Ontology annotation, cellular component: plasma membrane. The record is from RefSeq and is a predicted model, not a curated record. The coding region runs from base 341 to 14146 and encodes 4601 amino acids. The transcript has 28 exons. NCBI's taxonomy places the organism in Eukaryota, Metazoa, Chordata, Mammalia, Rodentia, Octodontidae.
GUCCGCCGCAGCUCCCGGCCGCAACUACCCAACUCGGCGGCUGGCUGCCCGGACAUGUCCUGACAAACUUGGCUUCUCCCGGCCCUCGCGCGCUCUCUGGCCUCCUCCCUUUGGUGCUCAAGUUUCCUCCUGGUCGAAGGAAGCUCUGGAGAUGUGGCCACCUGGGUCCCAGGAGUGCGGGCGGAUCGCACUCGGGUUGGGGAUAUGUUGAAGAUCGGAGGGAGUCAAAGUUGGCGCUUCAAACACCGCUCCUAAGAAAUAUCCCAACCUCGUGGGCUUCACCAAACUGCCAGGAGGGCUGGAAAGCGGAGCACGGAGGAGCGGUUCUAAGAUUUAAGCAAUGGGGAGACAUUUGGCCUUGCUUCUGCUUCUCCUCCUCCUCCUCCAACAUUUUGGAGACAGUGAUGGAAGCCAAAGACUUGAACGGACUCCGUCUGUCCAGUUUACACAUUUCCAGUACAAUGUCACUGUGCACGAGAACUCUGCUGCCAAGACCUAUGUGGGGCAUCCUGUAAAGAUGGGCAUUUACAUUACAAAUCCAUUGUGGGAAUUGAGGUACAAAAUUGUCUCUGGAGACAAUGAGAACCUGUUCAAAGCAGAAGAGUACAUUCUUGGAGACUUUUGCUUUCUAAGAAUACGGACCAAAGGAGGAAAUACAGCUAUUCUUAAUAGAGAAGUGAAAGACCAUUAUACAUUGAUAGUCAAAGCAGUUGAGAAAAACACUAAUGCUGAAGCACGAGCAAAAGUCAGGGUGCAAGUGCUGGAUACAAAUGACUUGAGACCGUUAUUCUCGCCCACCUCAUACAGUGUUUCUUUACCUGAAAACACAGCCAUAAGGACCAGCAUCGCAAGAGUCAGUGCCACAGAUGCAGACAUAGGAACGAAUGGUGAAUUUUACUAUAGUUUUAAAGACCGAACAGACAUGUUUGCUAUUCAUCCAACCAGUGGUGCAGUAGUUCUAACUGGCAGACUUGAUUACACGGAGACCCAGCUCUAUGAACUAGAAAUCCUUGCUGUGGAUCGGGGAAUGAAAUUGUAUGGCAGCAGUGGGAUCAGCAGUUUGGCCAAGCUAGCAGUUCAUGUGGAACAGGCCAAUGCAUGUGCUCCUGUGAUAACAGCAGUGACAUUGUCACCGGCAGAAAUGGAGAGAGACCCAACAUAUGCAAUUGUGACUGUGGAUGACUGUGAUCAGGGUGCCAAUGGGGAAAUAGCUUCUCUAAGCAUUGUGGCAGGUGACCUUCUUCAACAGUUUAGAACUGUAAGAUCCUUUCCAGGUAGUAAAGAGUAUAAAGUCAAAGCCAUUAGUAUCAUUGACUGGGAUAGGAAUCCUUUUGGUUACAAUCUAACACUGCAGGCUAAAGAUAAAGGAAGUCCUCCUCAGUUUUCUUCGCUAAAAGUAAUUCAUGUGACUUCUCCACAGUUCAGAGUUGGGCCACUUAAGUUUGAAAAGGAUGUUUACAGAGCAGAAAUAAGUGAAUUUGCUCCUCCCAACACACCUGUGGUCAUGGUAAAAGCCAUUCCCAGUUACUCCCAUUUGAGGUAUGUUUUUAAAAGUACACCUGGAAAAGCUAAAUUUAGUAUAAAUCACAACACUGGUCUCAUUACCAUUUUAGAACCAAUUAAAAGACGGCAGGCAUCUCAUCUUGAAUUUGAAGUAACAACGAGUGACCGAAAAGCCUCCACCAAAGUCUUGGUUAAAGUCUUAAGUGCAAAUAGCAACCCCCCUGAAUUUACCCAGACAGCGUACAAAGCAUCUUUUGAUGAAAACACACCCAUUGGAACUACUGUGUUGAGAGUGAGUGCUGUAGACCCUGAUGAUGGGGAGAAUGGGUAUGUGACUUAUAGUAUUGCAAAUAUAAAUCCUGUGCCAUUUAUGAUUGACCAUUUCACUGGUGCUGUGAGCACUUCAGAAAACUUGGACUAUGAACUGAUGCCCCGAGUGUAUACCCUAAGGAUUCGAGCAUCAGACUGGGGCUUGCCAUACCGCCGGGAGGUUGAAGUCCUUGCAACAAUAACUCUGAACAACCUGAAUGACAACACACCUUUGUUUGAGAAAAUAAACUGUGAAGGAACAGUUCCCAGAGAUCUAAGUGUGGGAGAGCAAAUAACUACUGUUUCUGCUAUUGACGCUGAUGAACUUCAAUUAGUACGGUAUCAGAUUGACGUGGGAAAUGAACUCGAUUUGUUUGGCUUAAACCCCAACUCUGGAGUUUUGUCACUAAAGCAGUCACUAAUGGAUGGCUUAGGUGCCAAGGUGUCUUUUCACAGUCUGAGAAUUACAGCCACAGACGGAGAAAAUUUUGCCACUCCAUUAUAUAUCAACAUAACUGUGGCUGCCAGUCGCAAGCCAGUAAACUUGCAGUGUGAAGAGACUGGUGUUGCCAAAAUGUUGGCCGAGAAACUCCUGCAGGCAAAUAGAUUACACAGUCAAGGGGAGGUUGAGGAUAUUUUCUUUGAUUCCCACUCUGUCAAUACUCAUGCCCCCCAGUUUAGAAAUACUCUUCCAGCAGGUAUUGAGGUAAAGGAAAACCAACAGGUGGGUUCUAGUAUAAUUUUUAUGAAUGCUACUGACCUUGACUCUGGCUUUAAUGGAAAACUUGUCUAUGCAAUAUCAGGAGGAAAUGAGAACAGUUGUUUCAUUAUUGACAUGGAAACAGGAAUGCUAAAAAUUUUAUCUCCACUUGACCGUGAAACAACAGACAAAUAUACCCUGAAUAUUACUGUUUAUGACCUUGGUAUACCACAGAAGGCAGCUUGGCAUCUUUUAGAUAUUACCAUUGUGGAUGCCAAUGAUAAUCCACCUGAAUUUUUACAGGAGAGCUAUUUUGUUGAAGUGAGUGAAGACAAAGAAAUAAACAGUGAAAUCAUCCAGGUUGAGGCCACUGAUAAAGAUCUAGGUUCCAAUGGACAGGUGACAUACUCUAUUCUAACAGAUACAGAUAAAUUUUCAAUUGACAGCACCACUGGGGUUGUUAAAAUUAUUCGUCCUUUGGAUCGUGAGGUACAGCAUUUGUAUUACUUAAAGAUUGAAGCCAGGGAUCAAGCCAGAGAAGAACCCCAGUUGUUUUCUACUGUGCUCUUGAAAGUAUCACUAGAAGAUGUUAAUGACAAUCCACCAAGGUUUAUUCCACCUAACUACCGUGUGAAAGUUCGAGAGGAUCUGCCCGAAGGAACCAUAAUCAUGUGGUUAGAAGCCUAUGACCCUGAUUCAGGUCAGUCUAGCCAAGUGAGAUACAGCCUUCUGGACCACGGUGAAGGAAACUUUGAUGUGGAUAAACUCAGUGGAGCAGUAAGGAUUGUACAGCAGUUGGACUUUGAGAGGAAGCAAGUAUAUAAUCUCACAGUGAGGGCCAAGGACAAAGGAAAGCCAGUUUCUCUGUCUUCCACGUGUUAUGUGGAAGUUGAGGUGGUUGAUGUGAACGAGAACUUACACCCACCCGUGUUUUCCAGCUUUGUGGAAAAGGGUGUAGUGAAGGAAGAUGUCCCUAUUGGUUCAUCAGUAAUGACAGUGUCAGCCCAUGAUGAAGACACAGGACGAGACGGGGAGAUCCGAUAUUCCAUUAGAGAUGGUUCUGGUGUUGGGGUUUUCAAGAUAGAUGAAGAAACAGGUGUCAUAGAAACUUCAGAUCGACUGGACCGCGAGUCAACGUCCCACUAUUGGCUGACGGUCUACGCAACUGAUCAGGGUGUCGUGCCUCUUUCAUCAUUUAUAGAAAUCUACAUAGAGAUUGAAGAUGUCAAUGACAAUGCACCACAGACCUCAGAGCCUGUUUAUUAUCCAGAAAUAAUGGAAAAUUCUCCUAAGGACAUAUCUGUAGUCCAAAUUGAGGCCUUUGAUCCUGAUUCUAGCUCUAAUGACAAGUUAAUAUACAAAAUUACAAGUGGAAAUCCACAAGGAUUCUUUUCCAUCCAUCCUAAGACAGGUCUUAUCACAACUACGUCAAGGAAACUAGACCGAGAGCAGCAAGAUGAACACAUAUUGGAAGUCACUGUGACAGACAACGGUGCUCCUCCCAAGUCAACCAUUGCAAGAGUAAUUGUGAAAAUCCUUGAUGAAAAUGACAACAAACCCCAGUUCUUACAAAAGUUCUACAAAAUCAGACUGCCAGAGCGGGAAAAACCAGAACGAGAAAGAACUGCCAAACGAGAGCCUCUGUAUCGUGUGAUAGCUGCAGACAAAGAUGAAGGUCCCAAUGCGGAAGUCUCCUACAGCAUUGAAGAGGGAAAUGAGCAUGGCAGAUUUUUUAUUGAACCAAAAACUGGAGUGGUUUCAACCAAGAAAUUCUCUGCAGCUGGAGAAUAUGAUAUUCUUUCAAUCAAGGCAGUUGAUAAUGGUCGCCCUCAAAAGUCAUCAACAACGAGACUGCAUAUUGAGUGGAUCUCCAAACCCAAGCCACCCCCAGAGCCAAUUUCAUUUGAAGAACCAUUUUUUUCCUUUACCGUGAUGGAAAGUGAUCCAGUUGCUCACAUGAUUGGAGUCAUAUCUGUUGAGCCCCCUGGCACACCUCUUUGGUUUGACAUCAUUGGUGGCAACUCUGACAGUCACUUUGACGUGGACAAGGGCACUGGGACCGUCAUCGUUGCCAAACCCCUUGACGCAGAGCAGAGGUCACACUACAACCUCACAGUCGAGGCCACAGAUGGGACUGCCACCAUCGUCACUCAGAUUCUUAUCAAAGUAAUAGACACAAAUGACCAUCGUCCUCAGUUUUCCACUUCAAAAUACGAAGUUGUUAUUCCUGAAGAUACAGUGCCAGAAACAGAGAUUUUGCAAGUUAGUGCUGUAGAUAAGGAUGAGAAAAACAAGCUAAUCUACACUCUCCAGAGUAGUAUAGACCCAUUGAGUCUCAAGAAAUUUCGUCUGGAUCCUGCAACGGGCUCUCUUUCUACUUCUGAGAAGCUUGAUCAUGAAGCUGUUCACCAGCAUGUUCUUACAGUCAUGGUACGGGACCAGGAUGUUCCUGUCAAGCGCAACUUUGCAAGGAUUAUUGUUAAUGUCAGUGACACAAAUGACCAUGCCCCAUGGUUCACCAGUUCUUCUUAUGAAGGGCGGGUUUAUGAAUCAGCAGCUGUUGGCUCAGUUGUGUUACAGGUUACAGCUUUGGACAAAGAUAAGGGGAAAAAUGCUGAAGUGGUCUACUCAAUUGAAUCAGGAAAUAUUGGAAAUUCUUUUACAAUUGACCCCAUCUUGGGCUCUAUAAAAACUGCCAAAGAAUUGGAUCGAAGUCAUCAAGAGGAAUAUGAUUUAAUGGUAAAAGCUACAGAUAAAGGCAGUCCACCUAUGAGCGAAAUGACAUCAGUACAUAUCUUUGUCACCAUUGCUGACAAUGCCUCUCCUAAGUUCACAUCAAAAGAGUACUCCCUUGAAAUUAGUGAGACCAUCAGCAUUGGCAGUUUUGUUGGAAUAGUUACAGCCUAUAGUCAAUCAUCAGUGGUAUAUGAAAUAAAAGAUGGAAAUGCAGGGGAUGCUUUUGCUAUCAAUCCGCAUUCUGGAAGUAUCAUCACUCAGAAAGCCCUGGAUUUUGAAACUUUGCCCAUGUAUACAUUGAUAGUACAAGGAACCAACAUGGCUGGUCUGUCCACUAACACAACUGUUCUAGUGCAUCUGCAGGAUGAGAAUGACAAUGCUCCAGUUUUUAUGCACGUAGAAUAUUCAGGACUCAUUAGUGAAUCAGCUUUAGUUAAUAGUGUGGUCCUAACAGACAGGAAUGUCCCAUUAGUGAUUCGGGCAACAGAUGCUGACAAAGAAUCUAAUGCAAUGCUUGUUUAUCACAUCGUGGAACCGUCUGUGCACAAAUACUUUGCUAUUGAUUCUAGCACCGGUGCUAUUCAUACAGUGCUGAGUUUGGACUACGAAGAAACAAGUGUUUUUCACUUUACUGUCCAAGUACAUGACAUGGGUACACCACAUUUGUUUGCUGAAUAUGCAGCUAAUGUGACUAUACAAGUAAUUGACAUUAAUGAUUGCCCUCCUGUGUUCUCCAAAUCAUUAUAUGAAGCAUCUCUUUUGUUGCCAACAUACAAAGGAGUAAAAGUUAUCACAGUGAAUGCUACAGAUGCUGAUUCCAGUGUAUUUUCACAGUUGAUGUACUCCAUCACCGAAGGGAACAUUGGGGAGAAGUUUUUUAUGGACUACAAGACUGGCACUGUAACCAUACAAAACACAACUCAGUUAAGAAGCCGUUAUGAGUUAACCGUUCGAGCUUCUGAUGGCAGGUUUGCCAGCUUCACGUCUGUGAAAAUUAAUGUGAAAGAAAGCAAAGAGAGUCAACUAAAAUUUACCCAAGAUUUCUACUCUGCAGUAGUGAAAGAGAACUCUACUGAAGCUAAAACAUUAGCUGUCAUUACCGCUGUUGGGAAUCCAAUUAAUGAGCCUCUAUUCUACCACAUCCUCAACCCAGAUCGCAGGUUUAAAAUCAGCCGCACUUCUGGAGUGCUGUCAACCACUGGUAUACCAUUUGAUCGUGAACAGCAGGAGGCAUUUGAUGUGGUGGUAGAGGUGACAAAGGAACAUAAGCCUUUUGCAGUGGCCCAUGUUGUUGUCAAAAUAACCAUAGAAGACCAAAAUGAUAAUGCACCAGUGUUCAUCAACCUUCCAUACUAUGCCAUUGUUAAAGUGGAUACUGAGGUGGGCCACGUCAUUCGCUGUGUCACUGCUGUAGACAGAGAUAGUGGCAGAAAUGGGGAAGUACACUACUACCUUAAGGAGCAUCAUGACCACUUCCAAAUUGGACCCUCAGGUGAAAUUUCACUGAAAAAGCAGUUUGAACUUGACACCUUAAAUAAAGAGUAUCUUGUUACAGUGGUUGCAAAAGAUGGAGGAAACCCAGCUUUCUCAGCUGAAGUCAUAGUUCCUAUCACUGUUAUGAAUAAAGCCAUGCCUGUGUUUGAGAAACCUUUCUACAGUGUAGAGAUUGCAGAGAAUAUCCAGAUGCACAGCCCGGUUGUCCAUGUACAAGCCAACAGUCCAGAAGGGUUGAAAGUAUUCUAUAGCAUCACAGAUGGAGAUCCUUUCAGCCAGUUUACUAUUAACUUUAAUACUGGAGUUAUAAAUGUCAUAGCUCCUCUGGAUUUUGAGUUGCACCCAGCAUACAAGUUGAGCAUACGAGCAACUGACUCUUUGACUGGUGCUCAUGCUGAAGUAUUCGUUGAUAUAAUAGUGGAAGACAUCAAUGAUAACCCUCCUGUGUUUGCUCAGCAAUCUUACAGUGCAACCUUAUCUGAGGCAUCUGUAAUUGGAACAUCUGUGAUUCAAAUUAGGGCAACAGAUUCUGAUUCAGAACCCAACAGAGGAAUUUCAUACCAGAUAUUUGGAAAUCAUAGCAAGAGUCAUGAUCAUUUUCAUAUAGACAGUAGCACAGGUCUCAUUUCAUUACUUAGAACCUUGGAUUAUGAACAAUACCAGCAACACAAGAUUUUUGUAAGGGCUAUUGAUGGUGGAAUGCCCCCACUCAGCAGUGAUGUGAUUGUUACAGUAGAUGUCACUGACCUCAACGAUAAUCCCCCAGUCUUUAACCAACAAAUUUAUGAAGCCAAAAUUAGUGAGCAUGCAACCCAUGGGCAUUUUGUCAUGUGUGUAAAAGCCUAUGAUGCAGACAGUUCAGAUAUAAACAGGUUGGAAUAUUCCAUUCUGUCUGGCAAUGAUCAUAAAAAUUUUGUCAUUGACAGUGCAACAGGAAUUAUCACACUCUCAAACCUUCGCCGGCACACCUUGAAGCCAUUUUACAAUCUUAAUGUUUCUGUUUCUGAUGGGGUUUUUAGAAGUUCAGCUCAGGUUCAUGUGGCUGUCAUUGGAGGCAAUUUGCACAGUCCUGUUUUUCCUCAGAAUGAGUAUGAAGUAGAACUAGCAGAAAACGCCCCUGUGCACACCCUGGUCAUUGAGGUUAAAGCAGCUGACAGGGAUUCUGGUAUUUAUGGUCACAUUACUUACAAUAUUAUAAAUGACUUUGCCAAAGACAGAUUUUACACAAAUGAGAAAGGACAAAUAUUUACUUUGGAAAAGCUUGACCGGGAGACCCCUGCAGAGAAAGUAAUCCCAGUUCGAUUAAUGGCAAAGGAUGCAGGAGGAAAAGUUGCUUUCUGCACCAUUAAUGUCAUCCUUACAGAUGACAAUGAUAAUGCACCGCAGUUCCGAGCAGCCAAGUAUGAAGUGAACAUUGGCUCCAGUGCUGCCAAAGGAACAUCAGUCUUGAAAGUCUAUGCCAGCGAUGCUGAUGAGGGGUCCAAUGCUGACGUCACUUACGCCAUUGAAGCAGAUUCUGGAAGUGUUAAGGAGAAUUUGGAAAUUAACAAACUAACUGGUGUAAUUACUACAAAGGAAAGCUUAAUUGGCUUGGAAAAUGAGUUCUUCACAUUCUUUGUUAGAGCUGUGGAUAAUGGGUCUCCACCCAAAGAAUCUGUUGUUCCUGUCUAUGUUAAAAUACUUCCACCAGAAAAACAGCUUCCACACUUUUCAGAGCCAUUUUAUACCUAUACAGUUCCAGAAGACAUGCCUAUCGGGACAGAGAUAGAUCUCAUCAGAGCAGAGCACAGCGGAACUGUUCUUUACAGUCUGAUCAAAGGGAAUACUCCUGAAAGUAAUAGAGAUGAGUUCUUUGUUAUUGACAGGCAGAGUGGAAGGCUAAAGCUAGAGAAGAGCCUCGAUCAUGAGACAACCAAGUGGUAUCAGUUUUCCGUCCUUGCCCGGUGCACUCACGAUGACUAUGAGGUGGUGGCCUCUGUGGAUGUGAGCAUCCAAGUGAAAGAUGCCAAUGAUAACAGCCCGGUCUUGGAAUCCAAUCCGUAUGAGGCAUUUAUUGUGGAAAACCUACCAGGGGGAAGUCGAGUCAUCCAAAUCAGGGCAUCUGACCUAGAUUCAGGAAUGAAUGGCCAUGUGAUGUAUAGUCUAGACCAGUCCCAGAGUGUAGACAUCAUUGAAUCCUUUGCCAUUAAUAUGGAAACAGGCUGGAUUACAACUCUAAAGGAACUUGACCAUGAAGAGCGAGCCAAUUACCAGAUUAGAGUGGUUGCAUCAGAUCAUGGUGAAAAGGUUCAGCUGUCCUCCACAGCCAUUGUGGAUGUCACGGUCACUGAUGUUAAUGACAGUCCGCCACGCUUCACAGCUGAGAUUUAUAAAGGGACAGUGAGUGAAGAUGAUCCACCAGGGGGAGUAAUUGCCAUCUUGAGCACCACAGAUGCUGAUUCUGAAGAGAUUAACAGACAAGUUACAUACUUCAUAACAGGAGGAGAUGUUUUGGGACAGUUUGCUGUUGAAAAUAUACAGAAUGAAUGGAAGGUCUAUGUGAAGAAACCUCUAGACAGGGAAAAGAAGGAUAAUUAUCUUCUGACUAUCACAGCAACUGAUGGAACCUUUUCAUCAAAAGCUAUAGUUGAAGUGAAAGUUCUAGAUGCAAAUGACAACAGUCCAGUUUGUGAAAAGACUCUGUACUCAGAUAGCAUUCCUGAAGACGUGCUUCCUGGGAAACUGAUUAUGCAGGUCUCUGCUACGGAUGCAGACAUCCGAUCCAACGCUGAAAUCACCUAUACGUUAUUUGGUUCAGGUGCCGAAAACUUCAGACUAAAUCCAGACACAGGUGAGCUGAAAACACUAGUCCCCCUGGAUCGUGAGGAGCGUGCAGUUUAUGAUCUUCUGGUCAAGGCCACAGACGGAGGUGGGAGAUUCUGCCAGGCGAGUGUUGUGCUCACAGUAGAAGAUGUGAACGACAACGCCCCCGAGUUCACUGCUGAGCCUUACACCGUUACUGUGUUUGAAAACACAGAGCCCGGCACUCCACUGACCCGCGUGCAGGCCACAGACGCUGACACAGGAUUGAAUCGAAAAAUUUCCUACUCUCUGAUUGACUCUGCUAAUGGGCAGUUCUCCAUUAAUGAAGUCUCUGGAAUUAUUCACUUAGAAAAGCCUUUGGAUAGAGAGCUACAGGCGGUAUAUACCCUUACUUUGAAAGCUGUAGACCAAGGUUUGCCAAGGAGGCUGUCAGCCACUGGCACUGUCGUAGUGUCAGUUCUGGAUAUAAAUGACAACCCACCUGUGUUUGAAUACCGCGAAUAUGGUGCUACAGUGUCUGAGGACAUUCUCAUUGGAACGGAAGUUCUUCAGGUGUAUGCGGCAAGUCGGGAUAUCGAAGCAAAUGCUGAAAUCACCUAUUCAAUAAUAAGUGGGAAUGAACAUGGAAAGUUCAGCAUAGAUUCUAAAACAGGGGCCAUUUUUAUCAUUGAGAAUCUGGAUUAUGAGAGUGCCCAUGAAUACUACUUGACCGUAGAAGCCACUGAUGGAGGCACGCCUUCGUUAAGCGACAUGGCGACCGUGAGCAUUAAUGUAACAGAUGUCAAUGACAACACCCCAGCCUUCAGCCAAGACACCUACACAGCAGUGAUCAGUGAAGAUGCCAUUCUUGAGCAGUCCGUCAUUACAGUUAUGGCCGAUGAUGCUGAUGGCCCUUCAAACAGCCUCAUCCACUACUCUAUUAUAGAAGGCAAUCGAGGCAGUCCAUUCACAAUCGAUCCUGCCAAGGGAGAAGUGAAAGUGGCUAAACUUCUGGACCGGGAAACAAUUUCAGGUUACACACUGACAAUUCAAGCUUCUGAUAAUGGGAGUCCACCCAGAGUCAACACCACAACUGUGAACAUUGAUGUGUCUGAUGUCAAUGACAACGCUCCAGCCUUCUCCAGGGGUAAUUACAGUGUGAUCAUCCAGGAAAAUAAACCAGUGGGUUUCAGUGUCCUGCAGCUUGUUGUGACGGACAAGGACUCUUCUCACAAUGGCCCACCGUUCUUCUUUUCUAUUGUGAGCGGAAAUGAUGACAGAGCAUUUGAAGUGAACCAGCAGGGCAUCCUCCUGACCUCAGCUGCCAUACAGAGAAAAGUGAAGGACCAUUACUUGCUGCAUGUUAAGGUGGCAGAUAAUGGAAAACCACCAUUGUCAUCUUUGACACACAUUGACAUCAGGGUCAUCGAGGAAAGUAUCCAUCCUCCUGCAAUUUUGCCACUAGAGAUUUUCAUUACUGCUUUUGGAGAAGAAUAUGCUGGUGGGGUCAUUGGGAAGAUUCAUGCCACGGACCAAGAUGUAUAUGACACUUUAACGUACAGUCUCGAUCCCCACAUGGACAACCUGUUCUCUGUUUCCAGCACGGGGGGUAAACUGAUCGCACACAAAAAGCUGGACAUAGGGCAGUACCUUCUGAAUGUCAGCGUGACAGAUGGGAAGUUUACAACAGUGGCUGACAUCACAGUGCACAUCAGACAGAUAACCCAAGAGAUGCUGAACCGCACCAUUGCUGUUCGCUUCGCCAACCUCACUCCAGAAGAAUUUGUCGGUGACUACUGGCGCAACUUCCAGCGGGCUCUCCGGAGCAUCCUGGGUGUGAGGAGGAAUGACAUACAGAUUGUGAGCCUGCAGCCCUCUGAGCCUUACCCACAUCUGGAUGUCUUACUUUUUGUGGAGAAGUCAAGUAGUACCCAGUUUUCAACAAAACAACUUGUGCACAAGAUUAACUCCUCUGCGACUGAUAUUGAAGAAAUCAUCGGUGUUAGGAUAUUGGACGUGUUCCAGAAGCUCUGUGCAGGUGUGGAUUGCCCGUGGAAAUUCUGUGAUGAAAAGGUAUCUCUGGAUGAAAAUGUUAUGUCAACGCACAGCACAGCCAGACUGAGUUUCGUGACUCCGCGCCACCAUCGCGCAGCCAUGUGUCUCUGUAAAGAGGGGAAGUGCCCACCUAUCUUCCACGGAUGUGAAGACAGCCCCUGCCCUGCAGGAACGGAGUGCGUCUCUGACCCCAGAGAGGAGAGGUAUACCUGCGUCUGUCCCGGGGGCAGACUUGGUCAGUGCCCAGGGAGCUCAUCUAUAACAUUUACUGGAAAUAGCUUUGUGAAAUACCGCCUAACGGAAAAUGAAAACAAAUUAGAGAUGAAAUUGACAGUGAGACUCAGAACGUAUUCUGCCCAUGCAAUUGUAAUGUAUGCUAGAGGGACUGAUUACAGUAUCUUGGAGAUUCAUAAUGGAAGACUGCAAUACAAAUUUGACUGUGGGAGUGGCCCUGGCAUCGUCUCUGUUCAGAGCAUUCAGGUCAAUGACGGGCAGUGGCACGCCGUGUCUCUUGAAGUGAAUGGAAAUUACGCUAGGCUGGUUCUCGACCAAGUCCACACUGCAUCAGGCACAGCACCAGGGACUCUGAAAACCCUGAACCUGGAUAACUAUGUGUUCUUUGGUGGCCACAUCCGCCAACAAGGAGCGAGGCAUGGAAGAAGCCCCCAAGUCGGUAAUGGCUUUAGGGGUUGCAUGGACUCCAUUUAUUUGAAUGGGCAGGAGCUGCCUUUGAAUAGCAAGCCAAGAAGCUAUGCGCACAUUGAAGAGUCGGUGGACAUAUCUCCUGGAUGCUUACUCGCAGCUACAGAAGACUGCUCAAGUAACCCUUGUCAGAAUGGAGGCAUCUGCCACCCGUCGCCUACUGGAGGUUACUACUGCAAGUGCAGUGCCUUACAUGUAGGGACAUACUGUGAGGUGAGCGUCAACCCCUGUGCCUCCAACCCCUGCCUGUAUGGUGGUACCUGUGUUGUAGACAAUGGAGACUUCGUUUGCCAGUGCAGAGGACUGUACACUGGUCAAAGAUGCCAGCUCAGCCCCUACUGCAAAGAUGAGCCCUGUAAAAAUGGUGGAACAUGUUUUGACAGUUUGGAUGGUGCUGUUUGUCAGUGUGAUUCAGGUUUUAGAGGAGAAAGGUGUCAGAGUGAUGUUGAUGAAUGUGCUGGAAACCCCUGCCGAAAUGGGGCCCUUUGUGAGAAUACACACGGCUCCUACCACUGUAACUGCAGCCAUGAGUACCGGGGCAAACACUGUGAGGAGGCCACUCCCAAUCAAUACGUGUCCACCCCCUGGAAUAUCGGAUUAGCGGAAGGAAUAGGAAUUAUUGUGUUUAUAGCAGGGAUAUUUUUGCUGGUGGUGGUGUUUGUCCUCUGCCGCAAAAUGAUUAGUCGGAAGAAGAAACACCAGGCUGAACCUGAAGACAAACAUUUGGGUCCAACCACAGCUUUCUUGCAAAGACCAUAUUUUGAUUCAAAGCUAAAUAAGAACCUUUACUCUGACAUCCCACCCCAGGUGCCUGUCCGCCCCAUUUCCUACACCCCAAGCAUUCCUAGUGACUCUAGAAACAACCUUGACCGGAACUCCUUUGAAGGAUCAGCCAUACCAGAGCACCCCGAGUUCAGCACCUUUAACCCGGAAGCCAUGCAUGGGCACCGAAAAGCUGUGGCCGUCUGCAGCGUUGCCCCAAACUUGCCUCCCCCGCCACCUUCGAACUCUCCUUCCGACAGCGACUCAAUCCAGAAGCCCAGCUGGGACUUCGACUAUGACACUAAAGUGGUAGAUCUUGAUCCCUGUCUUUCCAAGAAACCUCUGGAGGAAAAGCCUUCUCAGCCGUACAGCGCCCGGGAGAGCCUGUCUGAAGUGCAGUCCCUCAGCUCCUUCCAGUCUGAAUCCUGUGAUGACAAUGAAUCUUUGGCUGCUCCUGACCUCAGCAAAUCAAGAGGGUAUCACUGGGAUACAUCAGAUUGGAUGCCAAGUGUCCCUCUGCCAGACAUACAGGAAUUCCCCAAUUAUGAGGUGAUUGACGAGCACACUCCCCUGUACUCAGCAGAUCCAAAUGCCAUCGAUACUGACUAUUACCCUGGAGGUUAUGACAUUGAAAGUGACUUCCCCCCACCCCCAGAAGACUUCCCUGCCUCUGAAGAGCUGCCACCGUUGCCUCCAGAAUUCAGUGAUCAGUUUGAGUCUAUACACCCGCCUAGAGACAUGCCUGCCUCGGGUAGCUUGGGGUCUUCAUCCAGAAAUCGGCAGAAGUUCAACUUGAAUCAGUAUCUGCCCAAUUUCUAUCCAGUCGAUAUGUCUGAACCUCAACAAAAAGGCACUGGUGAAAAUAUUACUUGUAGAGAACCUUAUGUCCCCUACCCUCCAGGGUAUCCAAGAAACUUUGACGUUCCUGCUGUAGAAAACAUGCCCAUGUCCGUGUACACUUCCACAGCUUCCUGCUCAGAUGUGUCAGCGUGCUGUGAAGUUGAGUCUGAGGUCAUGAUGAGUGACUAUGAGAGUGGAGAUGAUGCCCACUUUGAAGAAGUGACGAUUCCUCCACUAGAUUCCCAACAACACACAGAAGUCUGACACUCACACUCCCCCGCAAAGUGCCUGGACUUUAACAAACCUAGAGAUUAUAAAAGUAAUCUGCAUUGUUCUUUGCAGCAGUGCUUAAGCGCUUUUCGGUGAGCUAAAAUGGGCAUGGCUGCACUGAAUCUCGCGCCUCUUGAUAUGUUAGCCAUUUCCAGUGUCCUAAGCUACUGCAGUUGGGUGAGAUUUUCAUCAGCUGUCCUGUUCCUGCACAUCCUUUUGUACUUGCAUUUGUCUGUGUUAAAAUAAACAAAAAUCAGCCCUACCAUCCUGUUAGCAUGAUUUAUG